Drosophila busckii is the source of this 1194-nucleotide messenger RNA. Its product is annotated as ribosome biogenesis regulatory protein homolog. The record is from RefSeq and is a predicted model, not a curated record. Gene Ontology annotation, molecular function: protein binding. The transcript has 4 exons. The coding region runs from base 75 to 1118 and encodes 347 amino acids. Gene Ontology annotation, cellular component: nucleolus; nucleus; preribosome, large subunit precursor. Lineage: Eukaryota; Metazoa; Arthropoda; Insecta; Diptera; Drosophilidae. Gene Ontology annotation, biological process: ribosome biogenesis; ribosomal large subunit export from nucleus; endonucleolytic cleavage in ITS1 to separate SSU-rRNA from 5.8S rRNA and LSU-rRNA from tricistronic rRNA transcript (SSU-rRNA, 5.8S rRNA, LSU-rRNA).
GACAACGGCAACUCUGGCAAACAGCACGUGUAUAAAUAUAAAAUAAUUUUGGUUGCUGUUUAUUUUCACAUAAAAUGGAUGUAGUAAAAGCAGUUUUAGAAAAACACCAAAAGGAAUUGGAUAAAUACAAGCCAAUCACUGUAGAGAAGCAUUUGGAGUGUCGCUUAGAUGUCGGAACACUGCUAAUCACAGAUCCCAACGACCUGGAUGACCGGGAGCUCAUUAAAAACAAGGAAGAUUACCUAGCUGCCUUAACACGCGACAAUGCACAGCUGCUGGUCAAUGCUAUAUGGGAGCUGCCUACAGAGCGUGUAGAUGAAAGCAUUGUAGCCAAGCUGCCGGAGCCAACAACAGUCCUGCCCCGUUUGCGAAAGGUACCUGGUCCGCGUCCACUGACAAAAUGGGAGAAGUUUGCCAAGGAAAAGGGUAUCACAAAGAAGAAGAAGGAAAAGAAAACCUACGACGAUGUUUUGGAUAAAUGGGUGCCCACAUAUGGAUUUAAGCAUGCUGAGGCUGCGAAGGACAAGGACUGGGUGUUGGAAGUGCCCCAAAAUGCAGAUCCUAAUACAGAUAUGUUCCAAAAGAAGAUUGAUUUGCGCAACGAGAAGGUGGCCAAGAACGAGAUUCAGCGCAUGAAAAAUAUUGUGCGAGCAAAGAAGAUGGACAUGCCACGCAGCGGUUACCUAGGACCAGAGGCCGCCUCAUCGAAUCAACUACAUACGGCCAUGACAGUUGCCAAGUCUUCGACUGCAUCGGUGGGCAAAUUCCAAAGCAAACUGCCCAAGGAGAAGGAGGCACGCGGUCUAGGCGUGAAAGAGCUGAUACCUGGUGCCAAGCGAAAAGCAUCGCAUAUCACAGAUAGACCUGAGCGUGAGGCCAACUUGGAUCUCAUCAAGAGUGUCCUGAACAAAAAGCCGAAGAUAGAUGUAGAUAAGGCGAUAUCAUUGCAAAAACAAGAUGAACGAAUGGAACGUGAAGCUGAGGCUGGCAACAGACCCGCCAAGAAGGGUGGCAAAAAGGGCAAGGGCAGUCGCAAGGCAGUGGGCAAGAAGCCCAAGGCUCAUCAAGGUCAACGCGCACCGGGCAAGAAGGGUCAAGCUGGUCGCAAGCGCCGCUAGGACGCAAUUUCUCCUUUAAACUAGUACAUUUUUAUUAAAAGAGAAACAAUAAUAAUAAGGACACUAAGAAAACUAA